Molecule: messenger RNA, 681 nt
Organism: Xyrichtys novacula (pearly razorfish)
Lineage: Eukaryota; Metazoa; Chordata; Actinopteri; Labriformes; Labridae
Source: the annotation of a GenBank genome assembly
AUGUUGCACCGAAAUCACAUUCUGCCUAUUGGAUCGGAGGUACAGCUGAGAUCUGAAAAGACCACAGAUCCACCCAAACCUAAGAGACGAGUCAGCAAAAGACUCAAAGCAGAGGGGACUGAAAACUGUGACCUGCCUUGUUUCCCAGCCUCUAAACAUGAUGACAAGAUUGAGUCUGCAUCUGACUCGGAAGAUGAUGAAAUGAGGGUAUGGUAUGACUAUCAAGCUCAACCAGCACCGGAGUCAAAGGAACCAGAACCUAAUCAUGACCAGUCACAACCUUUCAGUCUGGAUUUGGAUCUUGCAGUCCCUACAGAUAAAAACACAGAGAUUGUGGUAGCCACAGCUCAGGAACCUAUCAUAGCUGAUGAGGACGAACUAUUGGUCCAAGAUGAGACAGCCGAAGGGGCUGUUGUGGCUGAAAGAGGCACUGAGACACAGACUACAGACAAAACUAUUGAGAGACGAGACAGGGUAUCAGAGAGCCCAGACGAGACGAGACGACCUCAGAGACUAAGACGGGUACCUACUAGACUGACCUAUGACUUGCUGGGAAGCCCAACGUCUGUAGUAGUUAGUAUACCCAUUGCCACCUUAGUAAAGGCUGAUGACAAAAAGAAUGAUUUCUCCUUAUCUCCUGUUAAAAUUUUCAAAAGCACUGUUUACAAGUGGAUAGGUUAG